UUAGUCAGGACAGUGAAUCUGAGCGUGUGCAAAAAGCCUGGCGGUUGGCAGGCCUGUCUGCAGGAUAGGAAUCAGUCGGAGCUUGUGUGUGUCUAUGUGUGUGUGUGCAGAACUGCUUAGAACAUCCACUGUCUAUUAUUGAUGACAUCUUAUUUACUCUCCCUCCCACCAAGAGGCUCCUAGAGGAAAGCCUUUAGAGAAGAACCUGUUUUUCUUAUCCACUUUCUGAGGAUGAUGCAGGAAAGAACUAGACGCCACCGCCACACAGCUUGCCAACAGACAGGACGAGAGCGAACAGUCCAGGAAGAAACUAAUUGACCUGAGCCGCGAGUUCAAGAAGAGCACACCAGAGGAUUUCCGGAAACAGGUUGCCCCGUUGCUCAAGAGCUUCCAAGGAGAGAUCGAUGCCUUGAGUAAGAGAAGUAAAGAAGCAGAGGCCGCCUUCUUGAACGUGUACAAGAAAAUAAUCGAUGUCCCAGAUCCUGUACCUGUGUUGGAGCUGGCUCAGCAGCUGCAGCUGAAGCUCCAGAGGAUGCACGACAUUGAGACGGAGAACACCAAACUUCGAGAGACACUGGAGGACUACAACAAAGAGUUUGCAGAGGUCAAAAACCAAGAGGUGACCAUUAAGGCCUUGAAGGAGAAGAUCCGUGAGUAUGAGCAGUCUCUGAAGAAUCAAGCGGAGAACCUGGCCCAAGAGAAGCAGCUCCAGCUACACAACGACUAUGCAGAGAAGGAGAGGAAACUCCAGGAGAGCCAGGACUCCAUGUCGUCAAGGUUGGAAGAGGCCGAACACAAGGCCCAGUCCCUACAGACAGCACUUGAAACAACUCAGGCCGAGCUCUUUGAUUUGAAGACCAAGUAUGACGAGGAAUCCACAGCAAAGGCCGAUGAGAUUGAGAUGGUGAUGACAGACCUGGAAAGAGCCAAUCAGCGAGCAGAAGCAGCCCAGAGAGAGACGGAGUCGCUCAGAGAGCAGCUGUCCUUGAGUAACCAAUCCCAGCAGCUCGGCAGCCCUGCCAAGGCCGACCCCAACACGGAACAGCCGACGGAGGUGGCAUCCCACUCAAGUCUGGAGGCGGAGCUCAGGGCCAAAGAAAGGGAGACCGCCCAGCUGGUGGAGGACGUCCAGAGACUGCAGGCCAGCCUGACCAAACUCCGAGAGACCACCAGCUCCCAGAUCACACAGCUGGAGCAGCAGCUCAGCAGCAAGACUGCUGUUCUCAAGGAACUAGAGGAGAAACUGCAGAAGCAAGCUGACUAUGAGGAGGUGAAGAAGGAGUUGAGUAUCCUCAAGUCUAUGGAGUUUGGAACAUCUGACUCUGUGCAGGACUCCUCCAAACCUCUGGAGGUGCUGUUGCUGGAGAGGAACCGUAGUCUUCAGUCUGAGAGCGCCGCUCUGCGCAUUGCCAACACCGAGCUCAGCGGGUCAGCUGGAAGAAAAGGGACAGAAGAGUCCACACCGAAGGAGGAGACCAUGCCCAACGACCCCUCUCCCUCGCCCCCUCCUCCCCCUCCCUCUCUUCCUUCCUCCUCCCAGCUCCCCCUGUCUCGCACCCAUACGGACCACCUCAACACUGCUACCACCACCAGCAGCAGCGAAACGCACCCGUUCAGUCCUACGGGCAUUGGACAGGACUUCUACUCCCCUGUGUUCCCUCUGGUGGGUGGUAAGAUGGCUUUGAACUCCCUGAUCCAGCGGCAGCUGCUUCAGUCCUUUUACUCCAAAGCCUUGCAGGAGUCGUCUGGAAUCCCCAGUGGGGCUCUGCUGUUCACCCCCUUCACCCCAACCCUCAGCUCCAUCCCUACCUCCACCCCUGGCUCUGGGUCAGCUGCCAUCCCUCUGGCAGCAAGCAGCCCGCAGCCGCCUCCAGCCAGCCCAGACAUGGGUCCUGUUAACGGGAGCAGCACCGCUGGCAGUGCCCCAUCCCCGUCACCCAGCCACUCUGACGCCACCACAGGAAGUAUUUUGGACGGGGAGGAUAUGGACACGGCAGAGAUUGCCCGACAGGUGAAAGAGCAGCUGAUAAAGCACAACAUUGGCCAGCGUGUGUUUGGCCACUAUGUGCUGGGACUGUCCCAGGGUUCGGUCAGUGAGAUCCUGGCCAGACCAAAGCCGUGGAACAAGCUAACCAUCCGGGGGAAGGAGCCCUUCCACAAGAUGAGGCAGUUCCUCGCCGAUGAGCAGAACAUCCUCGCACUGCGCAGCAUCCAGGGACGACAGAGAGAGGGCUCAGGCCAGCCCCAGCUUAGCCGAGUGUUUCAGGAUGUUCCGAAGCGGAAAGCCCUCUCCAAUACAGCUUCACACACAGGUAACAUUACUGCCCGCGUCCGCACCCCAGAGGCUGGUUCAGAUGAGGCUAUCAAGUCCAUUCUGGAGCAGGCCAAAAGAGAGCUGCAGGUGCAGAAAGCUGACUUGUCCCAUGCUCAACCAUCAUAUACAGGACUGAAAGGAGGCGGCGGAAUCGGAGGCGGAGGCGGAAUAGGAGGCGGUGGCAGCGGAUCAGAUGAGGCUAUCCGCUCCAUCCUAGAGCAAGCUCGCAGAGAGAUGGAGGCCCAACAGACUGCACUGGAGCCCAUCCUCAAAGCCUCAUCUUCGUCUUCCUCCUCUGCAUCACUAUCUCAGAGGGACUUCCUGAGCUCCUCGCUCACCGCUCCCCUUCCCCCUUACAACCCCCUGUCACUCUCUCUCAAGAAGCCCAGCAGCUCCCUCUUGUCCUCCCCCUCAUCCCCGUCUCCAAUCCUGGACUUCAGCUCCAGCGUAAAGAGAGAAGGCAGGGCUUCUUCAGGGAUCGACAUGUCUAUUGAUGGAGCUCUCAGGCUGGGUCGGAGCUCUGAGGGUUCGGCCCGCUCUGGAAGUUCUGGAGGAGUGGGUUACUGGAGAGAGCAGUGGUGGAGCAACAUGCAUACAGACCCCCGCAGGGCCAUAUCCAGCCAGACAGGAGAGGAGAACCACAACCAGGAGGACUCCAAAGAGGGAAUAUUGAGUGACAGUUUGUCUCGACACAAACCGUGGAACAAGUUGAACCAGAGGAGCAGAGAGCCAUACCUCCGCAUGCAGCCGUGGCUCAAUGGAGACCAGGGGCAAAACACACACAUCCAGCAAGCUCAGAAUCAAGCAGAGGGUACUCCCAAGACAUCAGCAAGCUGCAGCCCUGCUCCAGAGUCACCCCUCAGUUCAGCUGAGGAGUCUGUCAACGGUCUCGCAGGGGAUCCACUCGCCUCACAGUCCUCCAGUCUCAAACCUGCUUCUGAGGAUCCCUCAGGCGGGGAGUCUCAGCCCGGUACCCCGCUGCCUCUUCCUGGUCAUUCGGGUCUCAGCAUCCAGGAAAUGGUCGCAAUGUCCCCUGAGCUUGAUACUUACGCCAUCACCAAGAAGGUUAAAGAGGUGCUGACGGAUAAUAACCUUGGCCAGCGUCUGUUUGGGGAGACUAUCCUGGGUCUGACUCAGGGUUCUGUCUCAGACCUGCUGGCCAGGCCCAAACCCUGGCACAAGCUCAGCCUGAAGGGCAGAGAGCCCUUCGUCCGCAUGCAGCUCUGGCUUCAGGACCCACACAGUGUGGAGAAACUCAUGGACAUGAAACGCCUGGAGAAGAAAGCUUACAUGAAGAGGCGGCUAAGCUCCUUGAGUGAUAGCCAUUCUGUCGACGUGGGUUUAGUGGGGCCGGAUUACAUCCAGGGCUCGCAGAGCCCGGGACAGCAGCACUUGAAGAAGGCCAGGGUGGUGUUGGGCCCCGAGGAGAAGGAGGCCCUGAAAAGGGCCUACCAGCAGAAGCCCUAUCCCUCCCCCAAAACCAUUGAGGAGCUGGCCUCCCAGCUCAACCUGAAGACCAGUACUGUCAUCAACUGGUUCCAUAAUUAUAGGUCACGUAUCCGACGAGAGCUCUUCAUAGAGGAGAUCCAGGCAGCUGGAGGGUUAGGGCCUGGCAGUGAGGGGGGCUCCCCUUCCCUUCGCGGGUCCAAAUCAGGAGAGGGGGACAGCUGUGAUGGGACAGAAUCUGAGGGCACAGUGGAGACACGCCAAGGAGUGGGCAUUGGCCUGGAGGAUCACAGAGGAGCAUGCAAAGACGACAUGGAGGUCGAGUCUGAGGCAGGGGGCUCUAAUAACUCCCCUGACCAGCUAGACUGCACCACCUCAGGCUUUGCCGGGCCGGGGUCCAGCUGUGGACAGGGUGGACUAGGGCUCUUCAGCCUCACAGAGGCAUCCUCCAGUAGCUCUGCCUCUAGUACUAACAUCCCAGCCUCUGGCCCUGCCAGAAACCCCAGGGACAACAAUCUGCGCAAGAAGAAAGCAGCCAAUCUCAAUAACAUCAUCCACAGGCUGGAGAAGGCUGCUAGCAAAGAGGAUCCCUCAGAGUGGGAGUUCUAGCUCCCCCUGACCAUCCUUCAUCCCUCUUGUUUCAUAACCUCACAACCUCUAACCUUGGACCCCUCCUGCUCUGUUCCAGUUGGAGAGUGGACACAGCCAAAGUCAAGCUCAGCAGCCAUUUUUAUUACAUAAAAGCUUUCCGAAAAGAGGAAAGAAACAAAGAGUGGUUGGCAAAACCCUUAAAAAGAAGAUUAACUGAAUACCUAGAAGAACAAAAAUAAGAGAACUUAUGUGUCUCUCGGUUUUUUUUUUUUGUUUUUUUUUUUUUUAAAACUGAGUUUUGUUUUUGUACUGAGAAAAGCACUUAGCCGUCCUGCUGGCCUCCGGCCCUGCUGUACCUCCCCCAAUCACCAGCCACUGGUGCACCAGACUGGUUAGUCCUGAGCUGGGGUCUGACCCACAGCUGGGGUUGAAACCUGGACUCCGUAACACAGGCAAGGCCUGACACAGCAGCUGUCACAGUGAUAGACACUGAUAGAUGAUAGAUAGAGACAGGAACUCUCUUACAAGAACUCUCACUUUCUUAAAGGAGAUUUUUUCCGCUCUUCUUCUCACCUCCCAAGUGUCCACAAACCUCCCCUCACUCAGUGAGACGCCUCAUUUUUCACACUGUAGAGUGACUGUUACAAACCCUUUGCCUUUUUCACUCACUGCGUGUGUGUGUGUGUGUGUGUGUGUGUGUGUGUGUGCGUGCGUGCGUGUGUGUGUGUGCGUGCGUGUAUGUUAGGGGUUGUGUCAGUGUGCACCGGUUUGUUUGUGUGUGUGUAUACACACCCAAAAAUGGUGUGUAAGUGUGUGUGUUCUCUUCUCAAUGGCAGCAUGUUUUCUUUUUAAUCUCACUCCUACACUCUUAAGAGGGUAGUGGAAGGCCUGCCGGCUGAGCUGCCAUGGUUACUGAUGUAAGAGAGAUGAACUUUGACCCGUUGUGUCCCAUAUCCUAUCCUGCUGACAGCCAUGUGAUGGCCAGAAGGAUCUCUAAUUCCUCCCAAACACACGCACUCAUCUGAAGAGGAAGGAUGGAGGGAACCCUGUUUUUGCCUCCUCAAACCCUUCUUUUAAGGAUGAAGGAUGAUCUCUUUUUUUUGAUAUUGCAAUUUGGUUGCCAAUAAGAGAUUGCACAGUCUAUUGACUCUAAAGAGUACAAAAUAGGGAAUUUUAGGAAACAUUUUAAUUAGUACAAAAUAAGAACCGAAAAUAAGAGAAUAACAAGUUGCUGUUUUAAAAAAGAAAAAAACAAUUACAAUGGAAUAAUUUUGCGUUGUUGAAAUACGAUACAAUGAAUUCACGUAGUACUGUAGCUGUCUGACAUGGUGAUACUAUACGUGUCUCUUGUUGUUUUAGGUUGUGCACGUCACAGCUUUUAUCCAGCACUGGACCUGCUGGGUGUGCGAGUGUGUCUGCACCACCGACAUAUUUUCUCUGUUCACAAACACACAUCUUUUUAUAGGCCAAAUCAGGAAGAGUGUGUGUGUGUGUGUGUGUGUGUGUGUGUGUGUGUGUGUGUGCAUGCGUGCGUCUUGUGUGCAUUGGUAUUUGCCUGCAUGUAAGUCAGGGUCGAGGUCAAUUCACUCAGAAUUAAAUUUAAGAAGUAGAUUAUGAACAAUGAAAUUCCUGACUGGAAAAAAAUGUGUUUUAGCGAAUAAAUCGCAACGUAGAGUACUUGAUAAAUCUGUACUUUUUGUUGAUUGCCGUCAAAGUGAAUUCACCCCAACCCUGGUUUGAGUAGUUACCACUCUCCUCCAGUCUAUCCUGUAUCCAGGGAUGUUUUGCAUUGAAUUCUACUGUAUACACUACAAAUUAUAAGGCAUAUCACCUCCUCCCUGUCCCACACAAGCCCUCAGUGCCUGUCAGCCUACUGCCUCCCCUUUGUGUGUGUGUGUGUGUGUGUGUGUGUGUGUGUGUGUGUGUGUGUGUGUGUGCACGCGUUUGCGUGGGUGCAUGUACACACAUGCCUGUCAAUACAUGCGUGUGCACAAGUGCGUGCGAUUGAGGAGUGUUCAGUGUUUCCAAUGAGUGGGGUCAUAUUUCGUAUCUACUUGCACACACUACUAGUGCACAACUGACACCCUUCUUUAAGCUGUUUGAUGCGUUACCAUUACAUUAAUCUUCUCACAAAGUAGUGUAAUACUAUGAUUUACUGUAGCUUGGUUUUAUUGCUAUUUUGCAUUUAUAGUUUGGUUUUUAUUCUGCUUAUUUAUAGGUGCUGUAUUUUUCAUUUAAUGUCUUAUCAUUUGAGUUGUUUAUUUUUUAAGGGAUUAUACUGUUCCUGAGGGCAAGUAACAUUUUUAUUAGACGUAUAGACUGCCGGCAGUAUUGGUUAAUAUUUACAAAGAUGUACUAGUUCUCAUUUGUUUGUAUAUUCAUGAAUCCUAAAGUUUAGUGUCAUUUCAAUAGCUUUGAAAAAAUGUGUUUGCUACAGUUCAUGCUCCCAUAAGCAUUAUGCUUUUACCACAACAGUUAUGCUCUUAAAUUGCUAGCUAGAAUCAAAGGACAUAUCAAGAUCAGUGAAUAUAUGAUGGCAUAUCUCUUUUCCUGUUUUCUGUCCUCCGAUAAUAUUUUUGGCUGUUUCUUGGGCAAGCCCAACACUAACGCUCGCCAGGGCAUGCAGCUUUCUUUAGAUAGAGUUCGCCCACUCUGUAAUCACAUUAACAUAAUUUACAGGUCCAAACAUAUACACUUUGUCAAAUAGGUCAAAUGAAAUUACCUAAACUUGAAAACACAAGUUAACUCGAAAGAGGUCAUAUCUGCCAAAUUGAGAUUAGAGAAGUGUACCAGCUAGCAGGGGUGCUACGCCAGAUUGAACAGAUAGCCAGCCUAUGAUUAUGCAGAACUUAUAUUGCAGUCCGUCAAAAAAAUGCACUUAUUAACAUCUUUUUUGAAGACUUAGUUGGGACAGGGUCUGUAAACACUACAACAGAGUACGAUCCCGGGAUCCUGGGAAAUGUAUGCCUUUUUUAAAGUGGUUGUGAACCAAGCACAGACUCUUCUCUGCAUCCUAACACUAAAAUUUAAACAUAAGAUAGCUGUGCCCAUGUUUUCUACACGAUAAACUGUAUUCUUAUACAGUAGCUUCUUAUUUCAAACUAAACUGUGUGACAGAAAUGGCCAUUGUCCUGUACAGUUGUAGAUAUUAUGAGUAAACACCUGUUUUGGUUUCUAUCCAAAAAUCUCAGUCCAUCCUUAAGCCUCCCCUUUCCCAGAAUGUACAUCCAGAUAUAUUGGCAGCCUGUCAAAAGAUACUGAUAACCCCAUUGCACUGCAUUAAGAUGCAUUAGUUAAAAUUGGAUUUGCCAGUGUAUCGAAUAAUUGUAAAAAAAAAUUCUCAAAUAUUGGCGCUUCCUGUGGACGACUGAUGUGAAACAUCUGUCUUCUGCAGAGUACUGAAGGCUUAUAAUGCCUUCUGUUGGACUGCUUAGACUGGACAACCAUGGUAUGUUUAAUGGGGAUGAAUAGCUACUGUAAAGUAUAUAAGCACUUAACCCAUUUGCCAUUUUAUAUCCAGAUCCAUCAACUCACCUAAACCAUGUGAGAUCAUCAGAUUUGUGCCUUUAACUGCCAAGCAGGGCACCAAACUAGUGAUGUCAUUAGAUGUAGAUGAUUUCACCCAAUGUGUUCGUAAUAUAUCCCACAUCUUGACCCAGAUUAAUUUCUCAUACACUUCAUAUUGGUACUUAAAAGUCGACUUUUCUCAGCUCUCUGGAGAGGGUUGUAUAUAAUUCCUGGAGUGCAGUGAAAGAGUAAAAGGAGAAGGAAACGAGCGUGUGUAUUCUUAUGACCGACCUGCAGACACAUAACGGUCCGGGUCUCAUUUCAGACGGUUGUUUUCCCACAAUGCAUUUCAUACGUUGUACAUAACCUUAAUUAGCAGCAAAAGGCCAGAGCAUUGAAUGAAGGAGGAAGCAUGCAGAAACAGCGUACACUGUAAUAACACUGAAUUUAUUCAUAGGGCAUUUUGUAUUUUUCUGUUUGUGUCAGGUUUGCUGUGACAUUAAUAAUGGCACUACAGGUAUUGAUAAUGACGUGUGCCAAUUCUAAUGGUUAUUUGGAAAAGAGAUGUGUAAAUACAGUCAAUCAAGUAGCUUUUGAGUCACUAUUGUCACGGUAUGCUUUUGUUUUGAAGGCAGGAGGAGAGAAGGGACGAUUCAGGACUUUUCCAUGAUCCACAGAUAUUUUUCUACAAAUUUAAAUCAGAUGAUUCUAUACACUGUUGAAUAACAUUGUAAAGGUGUAACAGAUGCUGUAUAUCAUAUGUUUUCUGAAGUCGUAAAGCUUUACUGUAUGAUCUGUUGAAGUAGUGGUUAUUCAUUUGACAUAUUAGUUGUAAUGGAAGCCCGAACAGCAGCACUGGUCACCAUAUUCAGGAAAAAAAAAAAAAGAGAAAGAAAGAAAGGAAAAACCUCAGAUGUUUUUUGUAAUACUUUUAGAAUAUAUCUUAUGAAGUUGGUUUUGUAAGACAACACUUUCCGAAUCAGUGGUGCUGUACGCAUAGCACACUCAGUAAUACAUACACACAUAAUACAGCACAAUACACUCAUCCUUUGGAGAGAAGAAAAAAAGAAAAAAAAAAAAAAAAAACUCCACUUGCGUGCUUUUAUGUUUUUUUUUUACCGCUCUCACAGUGGCUCCAGCUCAUUUUUAAGUCUUAACCAUUUCCUCUUAUCUCUUCAGUUAUUUCACGCUUAACUGUACAAUUUUUAACACCCAGAGAUCAACUCUGGAGCGAUAAACACUUCAGUGAACGCUCACAAGACUUAAAAGAGGAAGCAAAAAGCCAAAUAGUGUAGUAGAUAUCCACUUCUGUUGAAAGGUUGCUGACAGUUUUCUGAAUGUUGCUACCUUGUGUCGUCGCUUCAGUUCACCCAUAGCUUAAACCACAGUGUAGUCUGACAACCAAAUGACCCCCCCACCCCCACCCCCCCAUCCUUUUGGAAAGCUUUAAGAUGCUUGUUGAGGCUUUAGCGAGUUCAGAGUGUUUUUAGAUGAUUUUUCCAACCUUGUCAUCAACAACGUGGAAGUAAUAAUUCUCAUAACUUCUCCCACUGCUUAUUUUGUGAGUGUGUGUGUGCGCGUACAUGUGUGUUGUAGUACAAAAGGCUGCAUGACUGUAAAGGGAUGGUUAAGAUGUUUUUUUGAAAGUGGUUUCCCUAGCACUUCUGUCACUCCUGAGAUGCUUUUUUUCUCCUUUUGGGGUCUCCCUCCCUUUCGUUUUUCCUCAUGUAUCAUUGUUUCUUUAUCUUUCUAUUUACUAAACGUAUCAUGUUGUUUGUUCUCAGCACUGUAAAACAGUCCCUUCUACAACAUUGAAAAGCAAUAUCACUGUAUGAAACGUUCACAAUGUAUUUGUUAUGAUUGACAUUUGAUUCAUCAUCAUCAUUAUUAUUCACAUGCACCCUAGGUGUGAUAAUUGAAGUAAAUCUCUUUUAUACAAAUA
Sander lucioperca (pikeperch) is the source of this 9800-nucleotide messenger RNA. RefSeq names its product cut-like homeobox 1b (gene cux1b). Gene Ontology annotation, cellular component: Golgi membrane. Gene Ontology annotation, biological process: intra-Golgi vesicle-mediated transport; regulation of DNA-templated transcription. The transcript has 23 exons. Gene Ontology annotation, molecular function: DNA binding; DNA-binding transcription factor activity, RNA polymerase II-specific. The record is from RefSeq and is a predicted model, not a curated record. Bases 533 to 4369 code for a protein of 1278 amino acids. Lineage: Eukaryota; Metazoa; Chordata; Actinopteri; Perciformes; Percidae.